AUGGCCUUCGUCCCUCGUCUAGGCGACUUCAUCCUCAGGUUUUUGGAGAAGAUGCGGCCGUCGCAGGUGCCAAUUUCCUGCCUCCAGUCCACGGAUAUGCACACGCCCGACCUGGGCCAGGAUCGCCGCUUCGUCUUGGAGCUGCCAGAUUCUGGGCUGGCUCAUUUCGCCCUCUGCUGUGACAAAACGGACCGUGGCGCCUUGGCCCCCAGCGAUCCCCGGCUAGAGACGUUCCUCCUCGCGCCGGGGCGCAGCUACUCCGUGUUCGUACCUGUGGCCCCAGGCUCGGGCUACGGGGCCCGGAUUCGGGCUGCGCGCCAGCACCAGCACCUGAUAAAACAACUUAGCCAGGUUCCUUUCCAGCAGUGCCAGCUGCGGCGCUUGCUCUCCUACUCUCCGGGCAGCCCGCCGGGGAGCACGGAGAAGGGUUUCGUACUGUGGGAUCCCAGAGACUGCUUGGAGACCGAGCGCGCCUUGCAGGGGCUGCUGGUUGCCUGUGAGGCCCCGCGCCCACAUCUGGGCGUGUUCGAGGCUGACCUCAGUGGCCAGCUGUGGCAGAGGCAGUGGGAGCUGCUAGGAGGAGCAGGAGAUGGAGGGCUGAAGCCGGUGGGUAAAGCACGAGUGGUGCCCACUAAGGAGCCCCAGCUUCACCCUGCUGUCCCAGACCUACCCCUCUCUGUGGUGUUUCCCAGUCUUGAAGAAGUCAGAAAGGUUUUUAAGGAGUGUACAUCUUUAAUUCCUGAAGCACAAGAAGUCCUUAAUUUGGUGGAUAAAUGCCCAAAGAAUGUCCAGAAGGGAAAAUUCCCUGUCAUUGCUAUUGAAGGCUUGGAUGCUACUGGCAAAACUACAGUGACUCACUCCAUUGCAAAAACAAUGAAUGCUGUCUUCUUAAAGUCACCACCACCCUGUAUCAGCCAGUGGAGAAAAAUAUUUGAUAAUGAGCCAGCAAUCAUCAGGCGGGCAUAUUACUCUCUGGGAAACUAUAUCAUUGCUUCUGAAAUAGCUAAAGCAUCUACCCAGGCUCCUGUAAUUGUAGACAGGUACUGGCACAGCACAGCUGCCUAUGCAAUUGCCACUGAGAUAAGUGGCCUUCCCCACUACCUACCUCCAGCUCACCACCCCAUAUACCAGUGGCCCAAGGACUUGCUCAAACCUGAUAUCAUCUUGCUGCUAACUACGACUCCCAAGGAGAGGGAACUUCGGAUCCAGGAACGUGGGCUGGAAAAAACUAAAGAAGAAGAGGAGCUGGAAGUCAAUAAGUUAUUUCGUGAAAAAGUGGAAAUGUCCUAUAAGAGGAUGGAGAACCCUGGAUGUCACUUGGUGGAUGCUGGCCCAGAAAGAGGAGAAGUCAUCCAGAAUGUUUUAGAUGUAAUUAAAAAGUAUUGUACCUCACUAUAGUCACUCCUGGGAGGUGGCAGAUGUUUUAUCUACUUCUACAUUAAUAAACCUCACUUUAGAAUGUAUGCCACUAUUUUCUAGGUACCUGUUAGAUAUUCACAGUGGCAGGAAAGGAAGAAACUUAAUAUGCCUUCAUACAGACACAGCCAUAUGGUUAGAAAACCUAGGUUCAAAUCCUACCUCUGAUGCUUAUGUUCUGUGGGACCCUGGACAAACUUAACUUCCUUUGACCUCAAAAGAGUUUGGAACUGAACCGCCAAUGUUCAUUCAAAAUUUAUACUUGUGAUUAUAUGAUCUAUAUGGCAGCCACAAGGUAAUGAUGAGAACACUGUAUUUGGAUUCAGAGAUCUUAGGUCACAAUUCUGACUUUUGUCACCCACUAGCUGAGACCUUGAGCAAAUCACUUCCACCAUUCUGUUCUCUAGGAGAUCUUCUAACUCUAAAUCCCUGUGAUCCUGUUUUAUGUAUAUGUGCUUUAUAUAUAUAUGUAUAUAUAUAUAUAUAUAUAUGCACAUAGACAUAUAUAUAUGUACAUCCAUGCACACAUAGUCUAAAACACUGGAUAAUCCUUGCAUCAUAGCCUAUCUUUUGUUCAGAUAAUCUCUUUCAUGGUGUCAUGAUAUGAUGUCCUCCAGCAGUGGGUGAAUUGAGGAACUAUUUUCCUUAUUAAAUAUUUCCUUAUUAUUAUUUUAAAAAAUACUGGAUCUGCUAUUCUUUUUUUUUUUUGCCAGGAAUACUUUUUAUUUAUUGAACAUCAUAAUAAAUCCCAACAUUUCUAACCCAGAAAGAGAAAUAUCCAAAUUGGCAAGUUCUCUCAGAUAUCUAUCACAUGAUAAUUUGAGGUAACAUUUAUAGCAAUGAGGUGCCAAAGAUGGCAUGCAGAGCAUUCUCUGUGGGCACACAGCCAUCUACCACCUCCUUGAGUUCAUUACUAGAAAUCAGACUACAGUUCUAAACAAUCCUGGACUAUAUAUAUAUAUAUCUUCUGGAGGGGCUGCUAGAUGUCCCAGCAUAUAGAAAGCUAAACCUAGAGACAGAAAGUCCUGAGUUCAAAUCCGGAUUCAACAUUUACCGAGCUGUGUGACCAUGGACAAGUCACUUGACCCCAAAUGACCCCUUAACUGCUUUUUUACCUUGGAACCCAUACUUAGUUUUGAUUCUAAAACAGAAUGUAGGGGUUUAAAAAAAUCCUGGAACAAGAGGCUUGUAGGACCUUGCAUGUCCUCUCAAGUACUCAUUGCUUCACUUUUGUUUUCAUCUUUAACAUCCCUUUGAAUAUGACCUCUUUAUUCGGGGAGACAAGAGGCAUGUAGCAGUAUCCCUGAGAGUGUGUUAGCUUCAUUGAGAGCAUAGUCAUAUUCUGCCAGCCCUCAGACACUGACAAGCAAGCUUUGGAUAUGGCAAGAUGACUAUUCAACUGCAUAGGUCUCUGCUGAGGGUAGUCUCUUCCAGCUAGUGCCAUCUCUGGUCAAGAAUGUUGGAAUGUCUUGGCUGGCCCUAGACUUUCACUUUAAAAUUGUUAAGGUUAGACUUGAAUUCAAAAUGCUCUGAGACAUGACCAUUGGUAUUUUAUCAAUUAUACAAAACCCUUUAGUAUCUCCCAGUUGCUCUCAGAAUAAGGUACAAGUUCUUAAGCCUGGGAUCCAAGUCCCUCCUUUUACUCCCAAACAUGAGCAGUCUGCUCAGCACUUGCCUUUUCGUGUUUGCUGAGCAUUUGUGUCACCUGCAUUUUUGCCUCUGCCUAUGCUAGCUCCUUUGCUCAAGAUAUAAAUCUCCUCCCUGUCCCUCACAUUUAUUCUCCCUUUCUUACUCAUCCUUUAUGGCUUAGCUCAAGUAUUAUUUCCUUUAGGAAAUCUUCCCUGGAUUCAGCUGUGCAUUUUUGGCCCUUUUUGUGUAGAUCACUAAUCUCUUAAAUAAUUAAGAUAUUAAAUAAAUAUAUGUUGACAAUGAAGGUCCCUGGAUCUGAAAUAAGAUGAGUUGGAUUUAAAUCCCUGUUCUGCAUGGUGAUCCUAAGAAAGUCAUUUUAUCUCUCUAGGUCCUAUAGCCUCCCCCCCCCCCCCCUUUUUUGGUUUGUUUUUGGUAUUUUUAAUCACCAGAUGAGAGAGUUGGACUAGAAAUCACUGAAGUGUCUUCUAGCACUAAAAACUCUGAUAGUGUAAGCUAUUUAAAUGUGUAGCUAUUCAACUUAUUUUAGGUCUUAUCUCUAAGUAUUGUAGAACUUAAUUUUCUUGAUUAGAGGGACUUCACAAGUCAGAAGACAAUACUAUGCACAUAAUAGAAGCUUAAGAAAUAUUUAUUACAUAACAGAGUUGACUUUUGUAGACUUCCUUUCAAACAUGUUAUCUAUUCAUGGUUACCCCGCCCAUGCAUUCCCCCAAAAGUGUGGCACUAAAAACAUAGGCAUCUUGCACUGAGUAAAGAAUAUUCAACUUAAUUAUUUCAGCACUUUGUGUGGUCAUAUGUUUUUCAUGUAGUGAGUCUGAUAAAUGAAUUAAAACUCAAGCUGAAAGAAAUAUUGGUUGUGUAUCAUUGUGAUAUAGAUUUAAUUUAUCUUGCUAAACAGUUGGUUGACAAAUGUGAUUUUUUUUAGGAAUUCUUUUAUUAUUUGAGUAUUUUAUGAUUAUACAACUUUAGCUACAUUGAACUGCUUCAGAUAUGGAUGCCUAAGAAAAAGAAAGUAGUUGGAAAAAAUACUAUUAAGCUGAGAUUGUGAGCUUUAUUGAGAAUAUGGUGGAGAAAGAUUUCCCUUUCCUUGUUUUGCCAAUAAUGUUAUUGUUGACCCAGGGAAUGAGAAAAAACAAAAUGCUCUCUUAAGUUCCUUUUCAGCUGUAUGUUUUUGUCUUCUGAGAAAUGUGAUUAUCCCUCACUCAAACUCUAACACUUCUUAUGUUAUUGAUGAAUAUGCAUUUAUUGAGCUGCUCCUAGAUGUAAUAUACUUUGUUGACCUUUUUUUUAAGGGUUUGCGUGGUUAUGGUAGACAAUUUAGUUAGAGAAAUGAGUAGCAUGCAUUGAAAGAUGACUAGUAAUCAGAGCUCACGGGUUCCAAAAAUGGACAGGCAGUAGGAGCAAUGGGAAUUUAGAAGACAGAGAUGGAUCCCUCAGAAAUGGAAUGGUCUUACCCUCCUCUCUAACAAAGGGGUGAGCAGCUCAUCUCUGCCCUGAUCAUACUAUCUGCAUAUGUAUCCUGAAUAAUAUGUGCUUUGAAAGCUACCUAAUGAGCUGGAAUUUUCCCAUGUGCAAGUAUCACUUAAAAGAUCUAGGGGUGUUUAGCCUGUAGAAUAGAAGGAUGGGAAGGGAUGGGGAUAGGAUCAGAAUGAUAACUGUCUUCAAAUAUGCGAAUGUCUGUUACAUAGUAAAGGUAUGAGAUAUAUGCUAUUUGGCCCUACACAGUUUGGAGUAGGAAUGAUAGGUGGAAGUUAUAGAGACAUAGAACUGAGGUCAACAGUAAGGAAAAGCUUUCUACCUCUGGGCUGUCCAAAAGCAUAAUGGACUGCCCCAGGAAGUGGUGAGUUUUUCCUCACUUGACAUUUUUAAAUGAGACAGGAUGACCAUUCCUUUGUGGAGACAUUCUCAUGUCAGGUGUAAGUUGGACUAGAUGACUCAUGAGUUCUACCCCAGCUUUAAAGUUCCAUAUGUGUUUUCCUGACAGUUAUAAUUAAGAUUAUAGUGAAGUAAAGUUGGCCUUUAUAAAGAACCAAAAGGUUUCUUUUUGAUUCUUUUGAAUAAAAAAAUGACUUGAUUCUUGA
Messenger RNA from Monodelphis domestica (gray short-tailed opossum), 5144 nucleotides. It is a transcript of the gene CMPK2, whose product is annotated as cytidine/uridine monophosphate kinase 2. The record is from RefSeq and is a predicted model, not a curated record. Gene Ontology annotation, molecular function: nucleoside diphosphate kinase activity; dTMP kinase activity. NCBI's taxonomy places the organism in Eukaryota, Metazoa, Chordata, Mammalia, Didelphimorphia, Didelphidae. Gene Ontology annotation, biological process: dUDP biosynthetic process; dTDP biosynthetic process; dTTP biosynthetic process. Gene Ontology annotation, cellular component: cytoplasm; mitochondrion.